UCUUUGUAAUAAUCAGCAACUGCCCAAGUCGUAAAUCGAACAGGUAUUCUCUCUCUCUCUCUCUCUCUCUCCCCGUCUCUCUCUCUCUGUCUGCUGCUUUUAAUUGUGCAAUUUAGAUGCUUAACACACAUCGGCAAUUAAAGAUCUUAUUUUGAUCGCUCUCUAGAUUGUCAACUUUGGAUCAUGAUGUGGUUAAUUGGUGAAUUGUUCGAAUUUGAGUUGGUUUUGUAGCUAUUACGAUUCGUGAAUGCAGAUCAAUCAUGCUUCUUGCACAGUGCUAAAAAUCUUAUCUUUAUUUGCUAGUUAAAUUAGGGUUUUUGAAAACAGAAUUGAGGGAAUUUAUUGAUGUUGACAAGUAUAUGCUGAUUUUGCUUUUCUACUUUAUUCUUAGUUGAUUUAUGGUUCUGAUCUGGCGUUUAAUUUAUGGGUUUUAGCUGAUAAGGUUUUCCAGUUUGUUUUAAGUUGCUGUAAAUUUCCAGCAGAUGACUUGAAAGUUAUACAGACAAUGUAUGAUCCUUAAAGAACUUCUGAUUUUAUUGGUUUAUUGUGAUAAUCAGAUAUUAUUUUCUCCCACGACAAGUUGACUCUUUAAUUGGUUGGAAGAGGAGGGUAAUGAUAGGGUAUUGCAUGGUUGGGGAUUUGGCAGCUGUAUUUUGGGGGGAUUCCUCUUUGACGUUAAAUUGCUCUCUGCAUAGAGAAAUUUUGAUCCUUUUAUAUUAGAAUAAUAGAGAGCUGUAAGGGCUGGCUUUGGAGAGCUAUUUAGAACCCGGUCGCCAGGCGGCGGUGCCACCUAUGGCGCCUUCCCGGGUGGCCGGAGGGUUAUCGCAUUCUUCUUCUAGUUCGGGAAUCUUCUUCCAAGGAGAUGGAAAUUCUCAGACUCUGGGAAAUUCUCACUUGGGGUCAUCUUUUGGGAACUCAUCGAAUUCGAUUCCAGGAGCUGGACGUUCUAAUCUGGUGCCCGUUUCUGGAGAUGCGAGCAAUACUAUCUUAAACAGUGUGGCAAGCUCGGGGCCAAGUGUUGGGGCGAGUUCAUUGGUUACUGACGCCAACUCAGGGCUUUCAGGUGGUCCUCACCUACAGAGAAGUGCCAGCAUAAAUGGAGAAUCUUACAUGCGCCUUCCAGCAUCACCCCUGUCAUUCUCAUCCAAUAAUAUAACUUCAGGGUCAUCGGUUAUGGACGGCUCUUCUGUAGUGCAGCAGAGCUCCAACCAUGAUCCGAACUCCCAACAGAUUCCACAAAUGCAGCAAGGGAAUCCCAGUGCUACGUCCUUGCCCACAUCACGAAUGGGCCAGGUUUCACUUCCCAGUGGCCCGCGGGUCCACCCUGGGUCUUUCACUCAGGAUCCUAAUAGCAUAUCCCAGCUGCAGAAAAAACCACGAUUGGAUAUCAAGCAGGAAGAUAUUAUGCAACAGCACGUUAUGCAACAUCUGCUGCAGAGACAGGACUCCAUGCAGUUGCAGAACCACAAUCCUCAGUUGCAAAACCACAAUCAGUUGCAAGCUUUUAUUCAGCAGCAGAGGCUGCGGCAACAGCAGCAACAGCAACAACAGUUUCUGCAGUCUAUGCCCCCAGUGCAGCGAGCCCACCUACUGCAACAGCAGCAGCAGCAACAACAGCUGCAGUUGAGACAACAGCUUCAACAACAGGGAAUGCAGCCUAUGUCUUCCAUGAAGCGGCCCUAUGACAAUGGCGUUUGUUCACGUCGGCUCAUGCAGUACUUGUAUCACCAGCGGCAACGCCCUCCUGCCAAUGCUAUUGCCUAUUGGAGGAAGUUUGUUACAGAGUACUACUCUCCGCGUGCAAAGAAAAGAUGGUGCCUGUCACGUUAUGAUAAUGUUGGGCAUCAUUCCCUAGGUGUUUUUCCCCAGGCAACCAUGGAUGCUUGGCAGUGUGACAUUUGUGGUUCAAAAUCUGGACGGGGAUUUGAGGCAACUUAUGAAGUGCUCCCUAGACUCAAUGAAAUCAAAUUCGGGAGCGGUGUCAUUGAUGAACUUUUGUUUCUGGACUUGCCAAGUGAAUCUAGGUUUCCUUCUGGAAUAAUGAUGUUGGAUUAUGGGAAAGCAGUUCAAGAGAGUGUGUAUGAGCAACUUCGUGUUAUUCGUGAGGGUCAGCUUCGUAUUAUAUUCACCGCUGAUUUGAAGAUAUUGUCUUGGGAAUUUUGUGCACGUCAUCAUGAAGAACUGCUUCCUCGUAGGUUGGUCGCACCACAGGUGAAUCAGUUGCUGCAGGUUGCACAGAAAUGCCAAAAUACAAUUUCUGAAAGUGGAUCUGAUGGUGUUUCUCAACAGGAUUUGCAAUCAAACAGCAAUAUGGUUGUGACUGCUGGGCGUCAGCUGGCAAGGACAUUGGAGUUGCAGUCACUAAAUGAUUUGGGAUUUUCCAAAAGAUAUGUAAGGUGCUUGCAGAUAUCUGAGGUCGUCAAUAGUAUGAAAGACUUGAUGGAUUACUGCAGAGACCAGAAAAUUGGACCAAUUGAGGGAUUGAAAAGCUAUCCUCGACAUGCUACUGCCACCAAACUACAGAUGCAAAAGAUGCAAGAUAUGGAGCAAAUAGCAACUAUACAGGGUCUUCCAACCGAUCGGAACACUCUCAAUAAGUUACUAUCAUUGAAUCCUGGUCUAAACAGUCAGAUGAGGAAUAACCCACAUGUGGGGGGCCAAGGAGCAGCUUUAAGUGGUUCUGCACAAGCUGCCUUGGCACUGACUAGCUACCAGAAUAUGUUGAUGAGACAAAACUCGAUGAAUUCAAACUCCAAUUCAGUUCAACAGGAGGCUUCAUCUUCCUUCAACAAUCCUAACCAGAAUCCAUCUCCUUCAACUUUUCAAACUAUGCAGAAUUCACCAGUCAGUGGCAUUUCAAAUACCCAGGUCCCAGAGCAGCAGCGGCCAAUGAAUGGCAAUGGGUUACUCCAACAGAGCCUCCCACAGACGCCACAAGGGAACCAAAAUAUACCACAGCACAUGAUUCAGCAACUACUGCAGGGUAUGAGCAAUAACAACAGCGGGGGCGCAAAUGCUAAUGGAAAUGUAACAAGAGAGGGAUUAGGGUUUGGAAGCAAUGCUUCAGCAGGAGGUACUGCAGCGACUGUAAAUGCGGUGAAAAGCAGUGCCGGUCCCACACCAAGCAGAAGCAACAGCUUUAAAGCUGCUUCCAACAGUGAUUCAUCUGCGGCUGGUGGAAACAAUGGGUUCAACCAGAAAACAACUAAUUUGCCACAGAAUCUUCACUUGUCAGAAGAAAUGGUUCCGGAUAUAGGCCACGAGUUCCCAGAAAAUGGGUUUUUUAGUACUGAUCUUGAUGAUUAUGGGUUUAACUGGAAGGGGUGAUAUCUGUGUUUGGUGCUGUUUUUUAUUUUUAUUUAGGUGAGAGCCAUGCCACAUCCUCCUCCUUGUACAGGCAUCUGAUCCGAUUUCCCCCCACCCCCCCUUUUUUUUUACCCUUCUUUUUCAAUUGUGGAGUUUGUUGUGAUGUUUAUGCACUUGGUACUCCAGUAGGUAUUUAGAUUUCCUCCCCUUUUUUUUAAAUUGUUUCCCGCCCCCCCUCUUUUUCUGUGGGUUUUUAGCUGCCAAAAUGGCUUGCAAGUGUAAUCUAAUGGAUACAGAAACUUACGAACAGCUUCAGGUUCGCCGUAGUAUGGGAUUCAUAUAUUUAAUUCCCUUGUGUAGGGGAUAUCUUCAACCCUAUUCAAA
Messenger RNA from Rhododendron vialii, 3690 nucleotides. Its product is annotated as probable transcriptional regulator SLK2. NCBI's taxonomy places the organism in Eukaryota, Viridiplantae, Streptophyta, Magnoliopsida, Ericales, Ericaceae. The transcript is spliced from 9 exons. The record is from RefSeq and is a predicted model, not a curated record. The coding region runs from base 793 to 3327 and encodes 844 amino acids. Gene Ontology annotation, cellular component: nucleus; transcription regulator complex. Gene Ontology annotation, biological process: negative regulation of transcription by RNA polymerase II; positive regulation of transcription by RNA polymerase II.